Portunus trituberculatus (swimming crab) is the source of this 4815-nucleotide messenger RNA. Its product is annotated as DNA helicase MCM9-like. NCBI's taxonomy places the organism in Eukaryota, Metazoa, Arthropoda, Malacostraca, Decapoda, Portunidae. Gene Ontology annotation, molecular function: single-stranded DNA binding; ATP binding; single-stranded DNA helicase activity. The transcript is spliced from 16 exons. Gene Ontology annotation, cellular component: MCM complex; nucleus. Gene Ontology annotation, biological process: double-strand break repair via homologous recombination; DNA replication. Bases 270 to 4292 code for a protein of 1340 amino acids. The record is from RefSeq and is a predicted model, not a curated record.
ACGUCCAUUUAGUCACCAGACACGAGACCUGGGAACACGGUGACCCCCCUUCUUGCCCCACCCAGUCCACCAGCUCCACCUGCUCAGUGAAAGGACAAACUGCAGGGAGCACAGUACGCUUGCCGGGAGACAUCUGUUUGUUUGUUUACCGAGUCAGCUGUUGGCGCCAAAUACAACACAAGCUUGAAGUGGCAUGGCGGGAGAGGCCGUGGGCGGAGUGGCAGGAAGGGUGGACAUGUUACUGACGUGUUAAGCAAUAAAGCAGCACCAUGGGCACUCCAGGGGGCGGCAGGACCAAGAUACGCGCCAGGGAUGUGUUUGAGUCGUUCUUCCUGAAGCACCACCGGGAGGACCUGAUGGAGAUCCUGGAGGAGGAGCAGGACGUGGAGCAGCACUACCCUGUGUUUGUCAACUUCCUCACUAUGUUUGAGGAGCACACGGAGGUGGCUGAGUCGCUGCUAACGGCACCUGCCAAGCUGCUGCCAGUGCUUGACUUGUCUCUGUUCCGCGCUGCCACCAAGCUGCUCGGGGAACUGAAGGAGUCAUGCAGCAAGCUCUCCAUGAAGACAAACCUGCACGCUCGCAUCACAGGGCUGCCUUCGUGCCCCGAGCUGUACCGAGACAGAAUGCCUCGGACGGCAGAUGUAGGGCGGCUGCUGUGUGUGGCGGGCACUGUGGUGAGGAGGACAUCUGCCAAGAUGCUGGAGUACCAGAAGGAGUUCAUGUGUGCUAAGUGCAAACAUGUUUUCACUGUGGUGGCAGACCAUGACCAGUACUACCAGCUAAGCAAGCCAGGCCGCUGCCCCAACCCGACUGAAUGUUACUCCACCUACUUCACCAUGCUCACUGCUGCCUCGCAACCCAUUCACACCAAGGACUACCAGGAGCUCAAGAUACAGGAACAAGUGCAGAAACUCAAGAUGGGCAGCAUUCCCUCCUCCUUGUGGGUCACUCUGGAGGAUGACCUGGUGGACUCCUGCCGGCCUGGUGAUGACGUGGUGGUGUGUGGUGUGGUGAGGCGUCGGUGGCGGCCACUGGUUCGAGACACACGGCCCUGUGUGGACUUGGUGGUGAGGGCAAACAAUGUAACAGUGGACAACAAGGAGCGCAGCGGCAGCACGGCUAUCACAGAGGAGGUGCGACAGGAGUUUGAUGAGUUCUGGGAGCACCACAAGCACUGCCCACUCACUGGUAGAAACAUCAUCCUUGCUUCCAUUUGUCCUGAGGUGUACGGGUUGUAUGUGGUGAAGUUGGCACUGGCUGUGGUGUUGGCUGGAGGUGUGCAGAGGAUUGGCUCCACCACCACCAGGAUCAGAGGGGAGGCUCACAUGCUCUUGGUGGGUGAUCCAGGGACAGCCAAGAGUCAGUUCCUGAAGUAUGCAUCUGGCUUGGUGCCUCGCAGUGUGUUCACCACAGGCGCAGGCACCACCAGCACUGGUCUCACUGUGACGGUGGUGAGAGAGGAAGGGGAGUGGGCGCUGGAGGCUGGUGCUCUGGUGAUGGCUGACGGGGGCGUUUGCUGCAUUGACGAGUUCAGCAGCGUGCGGGAGGCGGACCGAGCAGCGAUUCAUGAGGCCAUGGAGCAGCAGACCAUUAGUGUGGCCAAGGCUGGUCUCCUCUGUAAGCUGGACAGCCGGUGCAGCGUUCUGGCCGCCACCAACCCCAAGGAGGACGGCAACCCUGAGGAGACACUGGAGUUCAUUGGCCUGGCGUCACCGCUCCUAUCACGCUUUGACCUGGUGUUCAUGCUGCAGGAUGUCAAGAACCAGGAAUGGGACAGGGUUGUCUCAAAGUACAUUCUGAGCGGCCAAGACCCUGGGGAGGCGGAGGGCACAGGGGCAGAGGAGGACUGGGGUCUGGAGAAGCUGCGUGCAUAUUUCUGUGUGAUCCGUUGCCUGCAGCCCAACAUGACCCCACAAGCCAACGAGGUGCUAAGCCGCUACUACCAGACACAGCGGCAGAGUGAACAGCGCAGCAAGGCCAGGACUACACUCAGGCUGCUGGAGAGUCUGGUGCGGCUGAGUCAAGGCCACGCCCGGCUCAUGAUGCGUGGUGAGGUGGUGGUGCAGGACGCCGUGGUGGCCAUCAGUCUCCUCGAGGCAUCCAUGGGGGGCUUCUCUUCACUCAUAGACAUCAACCCACUGUACACUGCCUUCCCUCAUGAUGGCCAGCUGGAAUACAGGACUCAGGUCCAAGUCAUCCUGCAGAAGCUUUGCCUCUCUGAAAUCUUGAGCAAAGAGAUGGAUCGGCUGGAUGAGGACCAGCUGGCCAGCAGCAGGAAGCCAUCAGGAGUGCACAGAAAGAAAGAGCAGUCUGCCUUCACCACCAGCACUCAGAAGCCUCCCUCCACUGCUGUGCUGCACUCAAGGAAGGACUUCAAAGCUUCAGUCAGUGAGGAGCAGUUUGGCCUGGACAUUGAGGAGCUGCAGGAGACCACAGAGCACAGGAAGAGACCCAGGGGAGGUGCACAGCAGACACUCAGCAAGUGGGUGGAGCCAGACACACCCUGCCAGACUGAGGCCUCAUGUGAGCCUUGCCUAGAAGACUCCUCAGAUGAUGACUUGGAGAUCAUUAGACCCAAGAAGCAGAAGAGUAGGAAAGAGGAAGAAAGAGAGAGAAACAUUCAGACUCAAGCAAAGAAUACAAAACGUAAGAAGACGAGAAAGAAGGCAUCUAAAGAAGGUUCCUCCAGGGAUGACACAAGGCAGCCUGACGCUUCUCCUCCUUCCUCCUUCUCCCACAUGGACAGGGCGGGGCAGGACCUGCUGAAGGACCUGGAUGACUUUGCUGAGGACACAUGGACACCCAAGAAUAUCAAAGAAAACUUCAUCUCAGCCAUAGCCAAGUUUGCAUACAAGAAACCAGGGAAAGACACAAGCACCAAGCAAAGUGUUGUCCAGGAACUCUCACCAAAUAAGGAUAACAAACACAACUCUCCUGGUAGCAAAAUCAUGGGUGAGCCUGAUUCUGUGAGGAAGAAAAAUAAAGAUGACAAUGUGCCUAAAGAUUCAAGUGUCUUCAAAUGCAGCUCACUGAAGCGUUCCCCACUGAAGGAAAAGCCAGUGAGGGCAUCAGACAGUACAGUGAUGCAGCAGAAGGAACCUGUGGAAGCUGUACAAUCAGAAAAACACGUACAAUCCCCGUUAAUAACUAAAAAACACAAGCAUUUCACUCCCUCAACAGAAUCAGCCAUUGCCAAACUGAAAUGCUUCUCCUACUCACCACAGGAUGAUGAAACAGCCAAGACCUUAACACUGAACACCAAUAACAGAGAGGCAGAGUGUGUGAAUGAGACUUCAGUCCACGAAUGUCCUGAAGGGAAGAGUGACAUAAAUGCCUCCACUACACAUGGCUUGGAUGUGAGUGAUGCAAGUCAUCUGAGAGUAAGUGAGAAGGAGAAACAGUCGCUGAUACAUGCAAGAAUAAAAGAAGCCAGGGAAAGGAGACUUAACCUUGCCAAUAAAAUGAAUGGGAAGGAACAGGUGUCCUCUCUUAUAACAAGGGAAAGAGAGCAGAAUUAUAAGCUUGUUAGUAAGAUCACCAGGAAGAUGAAAGACAAUAAGGAGGAAAGCACAUCAUCUCAUCUUGUAAGAGAAGAACAGAGCAACACUUAUUCUAAUGAUGUAAGGAAUAGAGAAAAUGUAAGAGAAAUUGACCAAACCUCUCCCUGCAACUCAAAAGAUACAGGAUUUAUAAGUGGAAUGAACCAACCUUGCAGCUCAGGAAAUAGAGAAGAUGUAAGAGAAAAGAGUAACUUCCCCAAUGACUCAGGGACAAGGGACACAGGAGAGACAGAUCAGCCUCGCAGUGUAUCAAUGAGAGGGGAAGGUAAAGACCCAGAACGUCAUCAGAGAAAUGCUGACCAAGGAGAAACGAAGAAGCUAUCUGAUAUCACUAAGGAAAAUAAUCAAAAGAAUGUAACCACCACAUCAUCUCCAGGUAACAUCAACACUCCACCCUCCUCCUCCUCCUCCUCCUCUACCUCCACAUACUUCCCCACAAAGCCAAAAACUAAACACAAGAGGUUCUGCUUUGCCCUGAGUGAGGAAGAAGAGGAAGACGUCGAUCUCUUUGCCGGUCCUGUAACUCAAGCAAGAGUGAGUGACAGUGAGGGAGAGAGGCAAGCCUUGGCAGGGAAGAAUAUCACCCCACAAAGCUUCCUCCUGAAGAAGCCACUCCUCUCCCCCAGUCCAGUGGUGGGGAGAAUGAAGCUUCCCGUGGUCAGUGAAGGUGUUGGUAAAUAUGAGGCCUUGGCUUCUGAGGAACUUGAUGACUUUGACUUUGAAUUAUAGAACAUUAGUAUCAAGCAUUUGUUAUGACUGUUUCUUGUACAAGCUGUUAAGGCUUCCAAUGCUGCUUCUAUGAUUCCUGUGAUGUUUGUUUACAAAGGUGUUUUGUAUUGUCAUUGAGGAAACCACUCAUGAAAAGCUUACUUGUCUUCAGUGUGGCCUUGGAAAACAGUCCUGGUGAAAGCUGUGGUGCCUAAGAGUACAAGCCACAACAAAGCUUCCAUUGAAAAGUUAAAUUUUUAUGUACCAUUAUUGUAACAUAAUGUAAAUAAGAUUAUUGUUUUAUACCGAAGAGUGUUGAUUAAUACUAAUGUGUUGUACAGAUACAGUGCUGGUAAUGUUGGGGUGUUUUUACAUAACAUAGAGUAUGUAGCAAAACUAUCAAUAUUUUGUUUUGGAAACUUCUGUGCAAAUAUUGCUAUUAUAGUUUUAGAAAAGUAACCAACAUUAAAAGCUCCUCAGUGCUACUUGUGGCAUAUUUUUUUAUAUAAUUGAUAUAUAAAAGUAUUAAAGAUUUAUUCCCAAU